Molecule: messenger RNA, 885 nt
Organism: Cryptococcus wingfieldii CBS 7118
Lineage: Eukaryota; Fungi; Basidiomycota; Tremellomycetes; Tremellales; Cryptococcaceae
Exons: 3
Coding region: 1-885 (294 amino acids)
Source: RefSeq, a predicted model, not a curated record
AUGCCUGCUCUAGCAUCCCUCGGACUUUCCCUCCCUCGUCGCUCUCUGUCACUGCGGCACUUUCCACAGUUGGCACCCCGAGCUUCCUCUACCACCGCAAAACCCACUCCCCGAGCGGUCACUAGAGGACCUGUCCCCCGGCGUCCAGUCUUCAAGGACUCUUCCAAACCGACUGUAUCAAAUUGGCCAUGGCGUCAGGUCAAAGCCGAUACACCACACGGAUUUGAGCUGGAACGGACGCUGUUUGCUCGGCCGCCCGACAUGAAUCCAAGGAUGUUGUCUUUGAUCACUUGUGUGAUGGGCUUGAUCAUUAUGAGCUUUGUGAUCAUGCCCCCAAAGAAAAAGAGAGAUCCUACCCCCGAAGAGAUAGCAGAACUCGAAGCGAAAGCAGCCGAGAGCAACAUUUUCUUCCAGUAUGGCGUCAAAAUUGGCUCAUACAUCUUUCCUUCAGCGAACGCGGUUUUGGGUACCGGCUUUGCGGCCACGCUCAUCGUGGCGCAUCUUUUUGCCAGGAGAAUCAUCACACGCCUCACUCAGGUCCAAUCCGCUCCCAAUGGCCCCAUCUCCCUGCGCAUAACCACUGUUGGGCACCAGGUCUUGGAUGGUACUAUGUUUGCUAUGAAACCUAGAAAAGUAGAAACGAAGGACUGCAGUGUCUAUUUCCUGGAUCACGAAAACGCCACGACAGUUAGACUACGUGUUCUUCAACCCAACGGUCUUCCCUAUAGGUGGACACUCGAUCGCUACGCCUAUAGUCUUGAUUUCCGCAAGCUGAAGGACGACUUCAAAGCUGAAGGUCAGGAGAUUGUCCUCUCGGUGCCCAGAUUGGACUACAUCUUCGGAAAGGUUGGGCAAGGCACGCCCCGGUAUAGCAGCAGGAAGUAG